Molecule: messenger RNA, 1746 nt
Organism: Hypanus sabinus (Atlantic stingray)
Lineage: Eukaryota; Metazoa; Chordata; Chondrichthyes; Myliobatiformes; Dasyatidae
Product: T-cell acute lymphocytic leukemia protein 1 homolog
Exons: 4
Coding region: 259-1377 (372 amino acids)
Biological process (GO): regulation of transcription by RNA polymerase II
Molecular function (GO): RNA polymerase II cis-regulatory region sequence-specific DNA binding; protein dimerization activity; DNA-binding transcription factor activity, RNA polymerase II-specific
Source: RefSeq, a predicted model, not a curated record
UCUGAGGCACCAAUCCUUGACGAUGUCUCAAGACUGGACCCUAAGAUGAAGCUGUCUAAUUCAAUACUCUUGGUAGCUUACUUUGAUCCUGGAAAGGAAGGGGGAAGAAGCCAGAACAAGAAGGUGGGAGGAGGGGAAGGAGUACAAGCCAGAAGGUGAUAAAUAAAGCCAGGUAAGCUACAGUGGAUUUUCAGAGCAUUAGACUGCCCAUGUAGUACACUUCAGACUGAUGAAAGGUACCCAGGCUGACGGCGGAAGAUGAUGGAGAAGGCCGAGAAUCAGUCUCCUCCCACCACUGGAGAUUCUCACAGCCCUAUGAAGGUCGAGCCAGGGCAAAUUAUUGACUCCCCCACUAAUGAGGGAGACAACGUGGAUGUCACAACCCCACCUUUGGGAUCUACCAUUGGGGAUGUCACUCAAUCAAACAAACAGGACGCACCAGAACCGGUUUCCAUGGAAACCCCUCUGAGCUCUUCAGAAGGCCUCCCGUUGGAGGUGCCAGUGAUCAGCUUGGGACACAGCAAGAUCCACACUGUUAACGACGGUCACCAGAUCAACGGAGGGGUUAGGACCAUACAGACCACCGAGCUGACUGCCCUGUGCCCCAUCCUACCUCUCAUCUCAAGCUCGGACAGCAGGAUGGUGCAUCUUUCACACCACUCCAUGUCGCCACUCCCAAUGCAGAGUCCACUCAUUGGCUCACAGUAUCGUGCGCAUCCUUUGAUCAACAGUGCCUAUAUUGGAACUACAAGCACGUUCAGUAUAUUUCCAAGCAGCAGAGUCAAAAGGAGAUCAUCAAGCCAUUACGAAAUGGAGAUGCAUGAAGGUCCUCCUCAGAAGGUUGUCCGGAGAAUGUUCACCAACAGCCGGGAGCGGUGGAGACAGCAAAACGUGAAUGGGGCCUUCUCGGAUCUUCGCAAACUCAUCCCCACUCAUCCUCCAGACAAGAAGCUCAGUAAGAAUGAGAUCUUGCGCCUGGCCAUGAAAUACAUCAACUUCCUGGUGAAACUUCUCAGUGACCAGACUAGACAGCAGCAGCCAGAUGACAAGGGCUGGCCAGCAGCCAAGAGGAAUGGGAUAUGUGGUCCCUUGGCUGGGGGAGUCGCAGUGGUGGACGCUGCAUCUCAGAACACAGGGGCAGCCUCACCUUCCGAUGCCCUUGCUGCCCCACAGAAACAGAUGGGCCUGGCGGAUAUGGCAGCAAUGGCGGUACGAAGACAACUGUCGUCCAUCACCAGCGCAACAUCACCAACGACCGGUUGCUAUGGCAACUGCAGGAGUCCUAAUACUGAAGAAGAGGAUGACCAGGAGUGUUUGAUAAAAACAGAGGCAGAGGCAGGCAAGCUGAAACUAGUCUCAGCCGUGGCUCAGAGAUGAUAACGGGUUGGCCUGAUCAGGGCAGAGGAAGAGGCAUUUCCAUUAAACUUCCAAGCCAAGCAGGUGGCCUGUUCCUAUUUGCACUGGGGUCAAAGAUCACUCCGAAUCACAUCAUUGACAUCAAGAGGACAAAUUCAAGGAUAGAUUUAAUUAACUCCUAGAGCAGUUACCUUGUUGAUGUACCUAGAGCCAAUUUAGAGCCCGAUGACUCUGUACUGAUUGCCCUAACCAUAACUCGGAUGUGUGAUGUUUCAAAGUGACCAAUGAUGAAUAAGCUGUACAUUUUGACAAUUGCAAGUCUGCUUAUUGAGGGUGACCUGAAGGACAAGUUGCCUGAAAUCCCAGCACCUGUCGUACACCAUCAACAAU